AUGUCCCAAUUGAUCAGUCAGCUGCUCCAAAAAAAGCAGACUAUUAGCAAUCGCAGCUACGAGCUGGCAAUCCAGCUUCUGGACCGCAAGGUGUUCCUCAAACCUGACACGAUGGUGCCCAUCCGAGGAUGUCUUGUCUUGAGGAUCAAGAAAAAGCAAAUCAAUAUCCCCUCGCUCACAGUCCAGCUGAUCGGGAAAACGCAGCUCGACAAAUCAACAGAAAUCCAGGUCAACCCCAAACGACAAUGGCGCUGCAAUUGGAUGGAGCAAGGCACGUACUACUUCCCGUUUGAGUUCUUGCUGGAUGGUAACACUCCCCAAUCUUUCUCGCACCACAUGGCCAAUGUUAGCUAUUUUUUGCAAACCGAAAUUACCAAUCCUGGAUCCACGUUCAAGGUGCAGAAAUGCAAGACAUUGCUUACCGUAGUGAAGUGCCACUUUUAUCCCGAAGUUGAAGACUCAAUUGCACUUGGUAACUGGAGAAACCUGCUUAUCUACAGAAUGUCCGUGAAUAACAAGACAAUCUAUUUGGGAGACUUCAUUCGCAUCAAUCUGAAACUCAUCCCCUUGCAUGACGACCGCUACAGGAUCCAUCGCGUCAAGAUCACUCUUGUUCAACACACACGAAGGGGACUUAAAGUGCACAAAGAUAAGGUUCCCUUGUACAACCGGGAGCCGCCGGGCAACGACCUCGAAUUGGAGCUUCCGAUCGAAACGGGCUACAUCAAGUUCAAGAAAAAGAACAUCCUGCUCUAUCCCUCAACAACACUCUCCAACACCAACGGAGUCCUUGAGAUAUCGCACAACGUGGAAAUAAGCUUGCUGGUGGAGGAACUCAGCUAUUUGCAGAACCCUCCACUAUCUUCAAUCUGCUCUGAGUCCACCAAGCCUGGCCAGAACAUCGAUGACGAUUGGGCAAUGUCGAAUGCUUCGAUGAUCGACGAAAGUGCUACAUUGCGAAACAAGAGGAUUCAGCUCACCAUGUCAACGAAAUUGCAAGUCCUGCGGCAUGAAAGCCAUUUGGGAGUCGAGCCUCCCCCAAGUUACAACCAUACGCUCAAAUUUCCACCAGAUUAUUCCAUGGGAAGCUAUUGA
Messenger RNA from Ogataea angusta, 1095 nucleotides. RefSeq lists its product as uncharacterized. NCBI's taxonomy places the organism in Eukaryota, Fungi, Ascomycota, Pichiomycetes, Pichiales, Pichiaceae. Gene Ontology annotation, biological process: ubiquitin-dependent endocytosis. Bases 1 to 1095 code for a protein of 364 amino acids. Gene Ontology annotation, molecular function: protein-macromolecule adaptor activity; ubiquitin protein ligase binding. Gene Ontology annotation, cellular component: plasma membrane; cytoplasm; cytosol. The transcript has a single exon. The record is from RefSeq and is a predicted model, not a curated record.